CAUCUGUCGCCACCCCCACUGUUAGAGAGGAAAUUCGGGUGAUGGCCAGGGGUAGCCAAGGGCGGCCUUGAGGAAGCAGAAGGGUGAUCAGGGAGGAGCUUGUGGAACACGAAAGGGAACCGUGACUGCCGCUGUGGGCCGUGCCCUCCUGGGAACUAAAGAGGAAGGAGGGACAUUGACCAAGGAAGCCCGGGAUGCAAAGCCGGCUUCUGUGGUGGCAGGCCGCGGCGGGCCCCCUGCACCCUCCUGGCUGCCCCAUGGCUUCCCGGAUCCUGGGGUGGCUCCUGGUGCCCUGGACCUUGCAGCUGGCAGGGACUCACCUGGGCGGUAGCCGUCAGGGGCGUACCCACGGGGGCUCCACCCAGCACUCACAGCAGUUCAAGGAGCCUCAGACUCAUAAGGAGAACCGGAAAAGGAAGAACCCGGCAGCAGCGGGUGGUAGAUGGUCUUCCCACCAUGGCAGAGCAGGAGGGCAGUCAGUGACCCACACUGGCCUCCCCAUUGUGGCCUCCCUGGCCAACUCCGCCGUCUCCUUCACCUGCAAAAUCACCUACCAGUACACCCCCAAAUUCCAGCCCUUCACUGUCAGCUACUUCCACGUGGAUCUCCAGGGCAGGACCAGCAGGAAGCAGCCCACCGGCUGCCGACCCGCCUCGGGCACCGAGAACCAGACCUACACGCUGGACUGCAGAGUCACCCUCAGGCUGCCCAACGCCUCGGCCACAGGCUCCUACUACUGCUGCCUCCUCUGGCCAAGCUCCACCAUCACCGUCACUGGCAACAGUACCUUCAUCCUGGUCAGAGACACAGGGUACCGGGACCCCCCGCAGAGCGUCCAGAAGCCCCUGCUCUUCAGCUUCACCGGCCUCCUGACUGCCCUGGGCGUGCUGGGCACAGCUCUGCUGCUCUGGAAAAAGAAACAGAUGCUGGUUCCAGAAAAGCACACCACCAAGGAGCACCCGGAUCCAGGCUCGGCCAGCAGACCCACACAGGCUCCGGCUGAAUCCAUCUACACGGCCCUGGAGCACCCCGAGCCCGAGGUCUACGCCUACAUCGAGAGCGAGGCCAGCAGCCCACCCUCGGCCAGGAACCGCCCCUCCCAGGAGAAGCUGCGGAGGUUUGAGGACGACAGGGAAUUGAACCUGGUCUAUGAAAAUCUCUAGGCCAGGUUCUACCAGCCGUGGGGCUUGUCCUGGAUCAGAAGCCCAGGGUGUGGCCUUGACCUGAACCCAAGAACUUGACCUGAGUGAGGGCCCGCCCCAUGGCCUCAGCCUCACACCCGAGGCCCUCAUCCUGCACCCAGACAAGUGCUUCCCAUCUUCAGGUCCUUCCUGGGCUGUCCCAUCUCCCUCCCCUGCUGCAGCUGGCGAAGUGCUGCUCAGUCCCUGGGGGCUCGCUUGGACCCAGCCUCUUCCUGAAGGCCUCCUCACCCGCCCUGGCCUGCCCACAGAGCCGUGUGUGUGGCUCACCUGGUGCCAGCCGGCAUCUUGCUGCGCAGCCCAUGAGUCCUCCGAGAGAACACAGCGAGGGCCCCCAUCGGUGCUGAGCGCAAGCUCUGUUGGGGGGAGAGGUGAACACCCCACCUGCCCAGAGGAGGAGGCUGGCAUGGGAAGCAUGGGGCUCAAGACGGGGCUCAAUGGGCAGAUACGCAGGCUGAGGAUGUGCAAGCGGUUGUCGUCAGACUGGGGCCUGGAGCAGAAAGGGUCCUGUGCACGCUGUUGAGAAGGGGGUUCUGGUGUGUUAGGGUGCAGCAGAGGCCCAGCUGAGCAGGAGCUGGGUGAGUGGCCAGAGCUCUCCCCUCUCCCCGCGAGGCUCCCCGGGUUGUCUCCGUGGCCUGGCUCCUCCCUUCCACCCCAAGACCCUAUCCCCCAACGACCCUCUGUCUAGCAGGUCCUGAGCCCACCACCUGCAGCUCCAUCCAGCCUCCUCUGACUCCCGUCCUUGGCCCCAUUCCUGCCCCCUGUGUUGAGCCAGAUGGGACCCCGUGCCCACCCCGGCUGCCUCAGCCCUCCCCUUUCCCGGGGUAGUCCAGCUGCCUGGCGUGGUGCCUGGCCACCCUGGAUGGGCAGACGGUCUCUGUGUUGCGGUGGAGGCUGGGAGAACAGUGGCUCCCCAGGGCCUGACCCAGAGCCUGUCUGCUCCUCCGGGUGCUCAAGUGACUCCUCGUCUCACCCUGGAAGCAGCCCCGCAAGGUAGCUGAACCACUGUUCCCCAGGCAGGCGGGCUCAGGGUCACAUAGGCUGCCAUCUGUCCCCUCCCCCUGGGUCCUCCCCAGGCUCAGUCUUUCCUCACCUCCCAGGCUGCUCCAGAAGUCUCUAGGGUACCUCAAGGCCACUAUGAUAUCCCCAUGUAGGGUGGGGGACCCAAGCAGCCCUGGGCCACCAGCACUCGGUCAGCACCUCCUGCUCGGCAGGUCAGGUCCUCUGUGGGGGAAGGAAGGCUGAGGGUGGCCCUGAUGACCUCCAGAUGUCCCCAGGCACUCUGCUAGGUGGCACGGGGCCUCCCUGGGCCCACACGAUGGUCGUUGGCCUCCUGACUUGGUUCUAGGCCGCCCAGAGCAGGAUCACCAGGCUGGGCUGCGGAGGCUGAGUUUGGUGAGGUCCAAUCCUGUGGAGGGAGGGCAGCAGCCUCGCUCAGAGCCAGCUUCAGGCUCAGCCUCCAGCAGCCUGUGGUGGGGGUCAGGGGAGUGAAAACUGCAGCCAGCAGGACCAGAGGAGCCUCUUGGCCAGGCCUGCCUCCCCGCCUCCUGGGCCUCUCUGUCCUUGACCCCUGGACCUCCUGACUGGGACUUGGGCUUUUCCAGCCUUCUCCAGGGGAGUGAGGGGACCCUGGCAGGGACUUCAGUGUGCCCUGGCCCAGGCCCCCCAUCACAGCCCCCUGCAGUGGCCCUGCCCACGGUCUCUUCUACCCAGCAGCUCCAGGAUCCCUGCCCUGCUCAAAACCACCCCUGGUUCCCAUUUCACGUGGAAUAAAAUCCCGGCUCCUGUCUGUGGCCUGAGACAC
Marmota flaviventris (yellow-bellied marmot) is the source of this 3003-nucleotide messenger RNA. NCBI's taxonomy places the organism in Eukaryota, Metazoa, Chordata, Mammalia, Rodentia, Sciuridae. The record is from RefSeq and is a predicted model, not a curated record.